Molecule: messenger RNA, 2705 nt
Organism: Thunnus maccoyii (southern bluefin tuna)
Lineage: Eukaryota; Metazoa; Chordata; Actinopteri; Scombriformes; Scombridae
Gene: hoga1
Product: 4-hydroxy-2-oxoglutarate aldolase 1
Exons: 7
Coding region: 667-1653 (328 amino acids)
Biological process (GO): N-acetylneuraminate catabolic process
Molecular function (GO): N-acetylneuraminate lyase activity; 4-hydroxy-tetrahydrodipicolinate synthase activity
Source: RefSeq, a predicted model, not a curated record
UGACAAACUGUCAAGCUGAAUUUGAGUAAAGUGUAUUUUUUAAAUUAUAUUUUCAAAAGCGUGAAAUCAGUUCCAGAUACUUUGCUCGAACACCUCACUCGCCAAUAUCUGGUCGACAUAUUUGCCUGCAGCUUUAAUGUUACCACACUCUUCAUCAACUUGUUUCUAUGGUGACAGCUGAAUGUGGUUGGACCCGUCCUGGGACUUGACCGCUGUCUGUCAGUUUGCGUUAAACCGGAGACAUGCUGCUGCUGGAUGAGCCCUUAUAGGUCCUGGGCGGAGCUCUGCGUGAUCUGUUGCAACAAACGUUGCUAACAUUGCUUGACAAACCGGUGUUUUAAACUGUCUCUCAGGUGCCAGCCAGGUGAAUUAAAGUUUCGGCCAUGUGGGUUACUAAUGUGAAAUUAAAAGACAACCGCGCAAUCUAAAACACAGUUUUUAUGCACCGCGCGGAGCGAAACGUGACCGACUUUAAAAGCUGCUCCCGCAUGAACCCAGCUGCUAAGAAGUGAAGAGUUGGGACAGUGAAAGAGUUUCUCCGAAAUCACUCAUUAUUGUCAAUAUUUACUGAGACAGAUUAGUGAUUAACUGUCCUCGCUUGCAGCAGCUGCACAGAGCCGCAGUACGCAGAGAGCGAGCAGUUCGGGUCACUGUGUCCGCUUCACAAUGCUGUGCGUCCGGGCUUGGAGGAGCGUUAGUCCCCUGAGCAGAGGAGGUCACUCCACGUUAUGGAAACGAACCCAGAGCUGCACAGCAGCUGCCAGGCUGGACCUCAGCGGGAUUUAUCCGCCUAUAGCCACUCCGUUCACCGCCAAGGAGGACGUGGACUACCAGAAACUGAAGGAGAACCUGCAAAAAUAUGCAAAGAUACCGUUUAAAGGUCUGGUGGUUCAGGGCUCAAACGGUGAAUAUCCGUACCUGACGGAGGAGGAGCGGGUGGAGGUGGUGAGGACGGUCAGAUGCUCCCUGCCGGCGGAUAAACUGGUGAUGGCAGGAUCCGGCUGUGAAUCCACCAGAGCCACGGUGCAGCUCACGGAGAAGAUGGCGGCAGCCGGAGCCGACGCCGUCCUCGUCGUAACGCCCUGCUUCUAUAAAGGCAAGAUGGACAGCCGCGCUUUGAUCCAGCACUUCACAAAGGUGGCCGACAGCAGCCCGGUGCCGGUGGUUCUGUACAGCGUGCCGGCCAACACAGGACUGGAGCUGCCGCUGGAUGCUGUGGUGCAUCUGUCUCAGCACCCAAACAUCCUGGGCCUCAAAGACAGCGGAGGAGACAUCACACGAAUCGGCCUGAUUGUUCACAAAACCAAAUCGCAGGAUUUCCAGGUGUUGGCGGGCUCAGCGGGGUUCCUCAUGGCUGCCUAUUGUGUUGGUGCGGUGGGCGGAGUGUGUGCGCUGGCCAAUGUGCUGGGCGGGGAGCUGUGUGAGUUGGAGCGUCUGUGUGUGUCCGGUCGCUGGGAGGAAGCCAGAGUCCUGCAGCAGCGCCUGAUCGAGCCCAACGCCGCCGUGACCAGGGGGUUGGGAGUGCCCGCCCUCAAGCAGGCGAUGGAGUGGUUUGGUUUCCACGGCGGCGCCUGUCGAUCACCUCUUCAGCCGCUCAAAGAGGCCGAGACUCAGCAGCUGAGACGGAACUUCGCAUCCAAUGGUUGGCUGUGAGGCGACCCAGCAGAGAGAGAGUGUGUGUGUGUGUGUGUGUGUGUGUGUGUGUGUGUGUGUGUGUGGGGAAACCUUUUAGCUGUUUAGAUCUGUCAGUGUCAUAUGGUAUGGAGGGGAAACACACAAAGAAAAUAAAGCUUCACGGCUUCCCAUAAAAACAUCAAAAACCUAAUCAACUUCUUCAGUUUAAAUGAAAUAUUCAUAUAAUUGUUGCUAACAGCACACACGAGGCUAAAUGCAGUGUAACAAUGCAACUGAGCACAACAUUUACAAACUAAACAGCUGUAGUUUUGUGCCAAAAUCACUUUAUAUCCACAGUUUUUUUUAAAAAGUUUCACAUUUAUCACAAAAUUUAAACAGAUUCAUACAACUUUGAAAUGAUUUCAGAAGAAAAAUAUGCAAAUUAUUAUCAUUGUUUGACAAAAGAAAAAAAAAACAAAACAAACUGUAACAAACUGUUUGGAUCAUGAAUCAGUGUGUCACAACCCAUCUGCAGGUUAUAAGAGUAGCCGAGGGUAAAAAACAAACAAACAGAACACCGACGCUCACAGAUCAAUAGUCUUAUUUAUUGUAAGCAAAAACAAACGCGUUUCAGCUGGAAGCCAUCAUCAUCAUCAUCAGCGCUGAUGAUGAUGAUGGCUUCCAGCGUUUGUUUUUGCUGACAAUAAAUAAGACUAUUGAUCUGUGAGUGUCGGUGUUCUGUUUGUUGUGAUCCUCACCACAACCUGAAACAUUGUUCAAGAUUUGGAGCUGCUGUGUCUGCUGCUACUUUUCAGUAGCUGAUGGUAGCCAAUGGACUACUAAUAUAUAGAAACAUGUUUUCCAACUGUAGUGUUAAACUGUAGCUGCCUUCUGAUUGACAGUGUUACUUUUUUAAGAAACGUUUUUUCCUUACAUUUACUCUGAAACAACUGUCACAGCAUCUAGCAAGUCAUCUUUGUUGUUUGUAUAAAUUUAACAUAAUUUUUAUGACGUGAUGGAAAAAAACUUUAAAAUAAGUGUUGGGAAUCCUGUGUAUGUGUUUUGACAAUAAAAACUACACUGCACCUGAA